This is a messenger RNA of Carassius auratus (goldfish), 2516 nucleotides long. RefSeq lists its product as uncharacterized. The coding region runs from base 72 to 2516 and encodes 814 amino acids. NCBI's taxonomy places the organism in Eukaryota, Metazoa, Chordata, Actinopteri, Cypriniformes, Cyprinidae. The record is from RefSeq and is a predicted model, not a curated record. The transcript has 5 exons.
CUAGUAUUGUUUUAUCUGCAUUGAAUGAACAAGUACUUUCUGUGAUCUCCUCUGUUAAAGCUGAAGCUUGCAUGUCAACAUCUAAUCUGCGAAUGGCAGACUCCACUAUGGCUCAAUUAAGCUCUCUUCAGGAGAUGUUGAUGAAUGUUUUGUCCUCAGUUUUGUCAGACAACUUUUUAGCCUCAUGGAACAGAUUUACGGAUAUGGCAAUUCCACCAGUGAUGUCAUUCGUGUCUGAUUUCAUGUUGAGUGCCCUUCAAACACCAGUGGAUUUUCUAAACCUGGGAUUACAGUUUGGUAUUGAUACCCCUACCAUAGACAAGAGUGAGAAGUGUCAACAAGGUGAUCUUAAACAGCUUAUCAUGUGGGGCAUGAAUCAUAAUGUAAGCUGGUCUUUUGGACAGUCACUUCUGGAUAUGUUUUUGGCCCCUGAAACUCCACCUUGCGUUUUCCCAAGUCCAGAAUGCCAGGCCACAGGCAGCAUCGAGUUGGGUCGAUCUGGCCCUCCCUCAGUGAACAUUCCGUCGUUUAGUCUCACCUGCGAACAGCAAAGCCUGAACCAACUCAACGAAACCCUUUGUGCAGCAUUUUUAGGAGCAACAUCUCAAGAAUCCUAUGUCCUUUAUCAGAUGUGUCGAGCACUCGGCACACUCUCUCAAACUGAAAUGACAAAGGUCUGGAGGAACGCAUGUCACAUGAUCAAGAACAUCAGCUUAACUUUCAUUGAGCCCUGCAGUGAUCCUGGCAUCGCACAGUCAAGUCGUAUUGCACGGUCCACUCUCAACCUCAGUGAACCACUCUGCGACUAUCAGAACUGGACUAUUGCUGACGCUGUGGACCCAGCUCUGGUCACAAUGUGCAGUGAAAAUGAUCGUGCAACAUUCAUUCUUGCAGUGUGUAACAAUGCUGAAGCUGUGCAAGUGCUGGUCAGAAAUCCUAGCAAUGCAUGGGUGUGGGAAUUCUGUGUAAACGUGUCAGACACUAACAUAGUGCACCUGUAUUGUUCAUAUAACAUGUGGACUGCUGAAAACAUCGAUCCAUCAAUAGUGACGUUUUGCUGGUAUAAUGACAUGGAGAGAUUUCAGUUUUUUCUGUGUGACAGUAUGCCCUUCUUUAUGGUUGUGUUCUCCAGUGAAGAAAACAACUGGCUGAAUCCCAAUUGCUCUCAACCUCCUCCACAAAUCGACAUCAACAGCCUUGUGGCUGAGUCGUGCAAAUACUCAGAAUGGAAGAACGUACGCGCAAUCAGCCCUGAACAGAUCUCUGUUUGUAUACAAAAUGAUGAGGUUCGAUUCAUUAAUGAUGUGUGUGUUAAUCAGACGUUUGUCACUGAACUUUUGCUUAACAGCGCAAAUGCUUGGGUAGAGCAGUAUUGCACAUAUUCUGUCAGGAAUCCCCCUACAAGCCCACCGCCACUGAGCAUUGAAGUUUGGUGUAACUAUAGCACAUGGAUUAACAUGUCUGUGGAUCCGUCUGUGGUCGCUUUAUGCAGGCAGUACGACCAGAUCGGCUUCCAUCAGAACGUCUGUUGCAACAUACCCUUGUAUGGCAAGUUGUCUCUUCAUAUUGACAACCUAUGGCUGAUUAGAGAGUGCUCUGAUAAUGACACCACAAAUGUGUUGGAGCAAGUUUGCGUCUAUUCAGAUUGGAGCCAACCUACUAUUGUAGACAUGACUGACCUUGCUCUCUGUGCAGAUCUUGACACUGAGAACUUCACUCGGAAUGUAUGUGCCAAUGCUACGGUUCUCCAGAAUCUGCUGGCAAAUUUAGACAACACCUGGUUAUUGGAGCAAUGCUUAAACCUGACUGCGCCUGGCGGGGGGAGCCUGAUAGGUGUCCGACUGGCCGAGCAGUGUCAGUACUCCAGUUGGGCUUUGGUGCUCCCGGAUGCUGCUCUCCUCGCUCUUUGCUGGGACUAUGACCAGGCCAACUUUAUCUCUUUCGUCUGUGGUGAUUCUUCCAUGCUCACCCACAUCACUCGGGAGCCCUCCAGCCUCUGGGUCGGCACUCUCUGUGCUACAUACACAUCUCCCCGAACCCCCAGUGUCAGUGGGAGCAACGAAACAGCUCCCCAGCCAUGUUUAACUAGGGAGUUAGCUAAGAAGCUAAACUGGACAUGCAACACAGACUUCAGCACUUUCUGCCAACCAGGUGCCAGUCAAGUCCAGGGUCUGCGGGUGCUGUUGCGCUGUGGGAUAAAGAACAUACAACCUCGUCUGGAGAAUCUCAUGACUACACGGGUGACAUCGAUGGUCAAGCAGGCCACCAGCCUGUGGGUUGUCCUGCUGUUGGCUCUAGAAGAAAACAAUUUGAUCUCUCUGAGGGUGACCGAGAAUAUUCAGCUUAGUGUAUUUGACUCAGUUGUCAUCUACAUGGACAAUGAGACCAACUUUGACAACAAGCGUGUGCUUUUGCAGUGCUUUGGGAAAGUUCUGACCAGUCUGAUGCAAACCGGGAGAGAUGUGCCCACUAACUUUUUCCUGAUCAAGGCAACUUUAUUUGCAUUGUUUGAGUAG